AUGUCUAGAAAAGCAAGUUUAAGUAGGCAUCGAUUCCAGCGAUUUGAAUCUGAAGAAGAAGAAGCUGAUGAUCAUGAGCAAUUUGAGCACUUUCUUAAUCAAGAGGAAACACGUGGACAAGCAUUAGCUAGUAAAAUAAAAGCCAAAAAAGGUAAUGGUCACUUUCAUUGUAUCAGUGAUGAUUUUAUUAAAAAAGAUUUAUAUGAUAAAGAAGUUGCAGAAAAAGAAGUCAAUGUUGCCUAUUCACGUAUUAUGCUUCUUGGAUCAGCUGGAGUUGGGAAAACAUGUUUUACUCGAUCACUUAUGAAAGAGAAGUAUCAACGAGAUACUAAUAGCACCAUUAUUUUUGAUGUCCAAUCGGUACGACCAAUUGAUACACCACCAACCGAACAACAGGAUGCUGCCAUCAUGGUCAAAUCUCAAUCAGAUGAGCCUUUAAGUAGUAAAAAAGGGUUUGUCACUUUAAAUAAAAGUGAUGGGCUCAGUAAUCGUCCAUUUCAGCUGAAGAGUCACAUGCUUAGUGAAAAUAAAAAAUGGAAGCAAGUUGAUGAAAAUGAUGAAAUUGAUGAACUUGCUUACUUAAUCACUGCAGUUUAUGAUAAAGAUUCUGGUUCUGAAAAUCUUCGUUCUGUGGUAGCUGCUCUCUUAUUAUAUCAAAUAGAAUCACCAUUUUGCCCAGCUGAUUUUUGUGAUCAAAAAGUUCACAGCGAAAAAGUUGAUUUGUUUCUUGAAAAAGCAAUAAAACGUGCUCAAGAGAUUGGGCCUGUGCCAAUACAAGAUAUAAAGCCUCAGCCAUUCAUGCACAUCUGGGAUUGUGGAGGGCAGGCAGUGUUUUUGGAGAUUCUUCCGGCUUUUCUAACACCACGCACGCUAUUUUUUCUUUUAUUUAAUGCAGCCAAGAGUUUAGAUGAGAAAUGGAAAAAUAUUUGCAACAUAAAAGGAAAUGUAGUAUGUGAUGAUGUAGAAAGCAUGUCCACAAAGGAUCUGCUUUUCAACUGGAUGGCAAAUAUUCAUCAUCACUUGGCCCAGCUAGAUGAAAGAGGAGCCUUUCUCAGUUAUCCUCGUAUCUAUUGCAUUGGUACACAUGGCGACCAGAUAAAUCCUGAUGAGCAGAGAGCUGCUAUUAAAAAAAUGAUGCUUAUAUAUCAGAAUAAGGCUUUUGCUUACUUAAUAAAUAAGGUAUUGAUUAUUGAUAACACAACUGCUGGAAGCCACAAUGAAGAUCCAAGAUUUUCAACCAUUCGAGAAGAAGUUAGCGACUUCACCUGCAACAAGCUGAUUGUCAAGACGCCAGUGAGCUGGGUGUUGUUUCGUAAAAUUAUUAAAAUGCUUGACAAGAAAGUUAUUAGUUUAAAAGAGGCUCAUGAAAUCGGUUUAGCUUGUAAGAUUCCUUACAAUGAUGUUCCUAAAGUUCUCCUUUUCUAUCAUGAUCUUGGAGUUCUCCUUUACUAUUCGUUUAUCAAAGGUCUUCAAGAUAGGGUUAUUACAAGCCCUCAGUGGUUUGUUGAAACUCUUGGAAAAGUCUUUACACUUGAGGGCAGAGAAAACCAAGAUGCAACAGAAGCUAUGUGGAGCUUAUUGCGCAAAAAAGGUAUUCUUGUCCAGCCUUUGUAUCAAGAGGUUUGGAGAGAUUGUACAGAAAUUGAGGCUGAUGACUUGAUGGAACUAUUGGUUCAUUUUCGUCUUGCUGCUGAAGUUGAAACAGAUCAAUUCUUUAUUCCUGAUACAAAGCAAUAUUUUCUACCUGCUGUGCUAAAAUCAUAUGAUAUUUCAUCUCCACAAUCAUUUCUGGAUGAUCAGCCAGUUGCCCGAGCAACGAACCUUCACAUCACUUUUAGCACUGAUUUUGUUCCUCCUGGUUUUUUCACUCGUUUUAUUGCAUCAUUUGCUAAAAAGUCAUCGUGCAAAAUUUGUUUUGAAGAAGGUGUGUUUCGAAACCAUAUUAUUUUUAUGUUUGGAACUCCAAGUGUCAACCAGGUUUCGUUCACUGAUCUUUGUACUACAAUACGAGUUAGUGUUGAGCGUUUCAGUGAUGCACCAAAUAUAACGCCAUUCAGUAAUACUUGCCAAGAGUUGAAGAGUAUACUAGAGAAAUGUGGCAAUGAGGUGGAUAAUUCUUUAGCUAAUCAGCCUGACUUUUCAAAAAAAAUUUCGAUAGCAAGAGAACUAAACUAUGAAUGCACUGCAUGUGAUGGAUAUGAGCCUCAUUACAUUUCUCCUGCUUCAGGUCAAACAGCUGACCUACCUCUUUGUUGUCAAAAAAAGAAAAAACAUCGACAACCAACACUUGAAGAAUCUUAUUGGUUUCCUGAUGGAAAACAGACAGAUGAAGAUAUACCAGAAUCUAUUAGCGAACAAGAAAUGGUUGAGAUAUCAAAGAGAGUUGGUGACAAAGCUGCUACUCUUGCUGCAUGCUUGGAAAUGCUUCAAAAGUUUAAGGCUCUCCAGCAAAAUCCAGCUCAUAGUAAUAAUCCAAUGCUUCAUUUGCUUUAUGAGUGGAAAAUUGGUGGAGGAUGUAGAGAUGAGUUAGUCAAAGCUCUUAAGCUUUCUGAUCUACAUCAACUUGCUGAUCAAGUCAAAAUUUCCAACUACAAAUAUGCCAGAAGUAGACGUCCCAGUGAUAGUUUUCACGAAAUAAAUUCAGAUUUUGACAGUUCUAGACACAUUAAUGAACAGGCUCAAACCAAAAAAAGAAUCGAAGUUUACAAAUUUGAUCCACAAGGAUUACCACGUAGUAUUUCAAAUAUUGAAGUCACUGAAGUAGAAGUUAAGAAUACUAGUACAGAUUCUGAUUCUCGUCAAUUUACUAAUUUUGAUAAUAACCAAAUCUCUAGUUCCAGUGCUACAAGUAGAGCUUCUGGCAGCACUUGUGAUCAAAUUCAAGAUAAAAGCCUUGCCAGCCAUAGCCAAGGUCAUCUUUAUGCCCCUCAGAGUAUGUCAGAAGUAGCUACAUGUUUAAGUGAUAUAGACGAUGAUGACUUGUUGCGAGCAUCAAAUUCUUUUAAAGCUCAAGAUAUCAAAAAAUUUGUCAAAAUUUGUGACGAUGAUUCAGGGUAUCUUCAGUCAGUAAUGGAUAAAUACCAACAUGAGCAUAGUGAUACACAAACCAUUGUAUUUCAAGUGCUUCGUGCUAUGGUAAAAAAAUACCCUGAUCUUAGUAAAGAAAAGCUGAAAACUAAGCUGCAUCUAAUGAGAUUUGAUGAAGCUGCCAAAAACCCAUCAGAGCAUGAUAAAAAUAAAUGCUCUAUACUGUGAAGCACCUAUAAUAUGUGGAUCUGCUGAUGCUAAGCUCUAUUAUUUUUUAUAUUUGCAUUUUGUAAUUGCAUUCUAUUAGCAUGUCACAUAAUGUAAGACUAUAUACAUGCAUUGCACUACUUCUAUUUUUUGCCACUAUUAGCUAAUGUCAAUGAACAUCUGUCAUUUGUAAUUAACCUGAAAGUCCUGUAACAAUUUAAAUAAGGACUUAUUUGUCAAGUUUAUGAUAUCCAAGAUACCUUCAUUCAGA
Amphimedon queenslandica is the source of this 3505-nucleotide messenger RNA. RefSeq lists its product as uncharacterized. The record is from RefSeq and is a predicted model, not a curated record. The transcript is spliced from 12 exons. NCBI's taxonomy places the organism in Eukaryota, Metazoa, Porifera, Demospongiae, Haplosclerida, Niphatidae. Bases 1 to 3255 code for a protein of 1084 amino acids.